AACUAACCGAGGGAAGCACCCAACAGUCACAAAAUCACCACCUUUGCUGGUCCUUCAGCUGGGUUUUUGAUUUGGGGUGGUCCAAGGUGGGUUACGCCCGCGGCUCCCCAGAAAUGCCUAGAAACAAGAGAAACAGGAUUCUCUCGCCAAUCGGGCCUAUUUCAGGCAUCGCUCCAAGGACAAUGCCUACGCCUAAACAACCUGGGGUGCAGACGUAAGUAUCUCAAUUGGUUCAAACUAUGUUCAUCCCUCAUUAAUAACCCUUUAUAAUAGCAAGACGGAGCGAUCCAAGCUAAUAUCUACUCCGCGUAAACGCCGAGCUGCACUAUCAGCGGCUGCCCCUGAGAUAGUUGCCCUCCAGAGUAGCCCUACCGAGCAAUCAGAUCUAGCCUCUUCUCCCUAUUCUGUGGUUGGGUCGAUUCCUAGCGAAGCUACCGAACCGCCUUGUUUCCCCUCCGCAAAAGACCUUGUGCAGGUAUCAGAACUAAACCACCCAUUAGCAUCCCCUGAGGACAUCUGCGAAGAUCAAAGCGGUCGCCAUCCACUGAUAUCUCUCCCGAGAGAAUGUGGGAAGGAUCCGAAUUUUGCGGGAAUCCACUCUGGACAAAAUGCUCCCAUGCCUUCUUGCCAAGGUGAGGGACCUCUAUACCUGGGCGCACAGGGAACAUUGUUCCAUUCGCCAGGUGAAAGUAAUUCAGACUCAAAUUACGAUCAUAAGAGAAAUAAUCCUUCUCCCUUCCAUCCGGGCGUACAAGCUCCCGCAAAUUUCGGAAAUCAGCCAGGAGAAGUUUCUCUGGAAGUUUCUACUGGCCAGCUCUCUCGAUUGGGGUUCCCUACAGGUAAUGAAGGUUCUGGACUGAGAACUCGGGUUCCCUCCGGAUCCGCGCAGCCUCGGGCUGGUACUGGGGUCUCAACACAUCGUGAUCCAACGGGACUUAUUAGCUCUGAGAAUGAGCUCAUCGUGGAUCACUCGGAGGAAACGCCCGGUCUAGCCUCCCAAACAUGUCCACAGGCAACUCCUGAGAUCACAUAUCAGACCGGUUCACUUACUCAUCUACUUCAACCGGUACACGGUAUGCUCCGGGAGCCCCCAGGUGAUUUGGCUUCCUCCCCGGUGUUUACACCCAGUGGGAAAAAUCCAUCACCGAGAGGGGUGUUUCUACAAAUGGAGGAUAUACCAAGAGAGACAUAUCAGUUUGAAGCAGAGUGGCCAAAUCCUUUCCCCUCUGCUACUUUAAACCUCGAUGCCCUUGGGAAAUACUCACCACAGAUGCCGUUAUUUCAUGGGGUUCCCUCCUCUGGGAUCGCCAGUCCGGGAAUGGCGUCAGAGGUCCAUUCGUUCGGCCAAGCUGCUCCUGAUUCGCAGCCCACCCCCUACAGGAAUUUAUUCCCUAUUAUAAGCCCAUCCAGUGGGUAUUCUUCAAUUGAGUCUUGCGCGUUGACUGGGCAACCGUGCGCACCUAUUGGCAAGAGAGGCCUUCAAGAUUACGAAGGCUCUGUCGGUGAGAGCGAGGACCAGGAUGUGAUACUACUUAACUCCCACGCCGGUGUUUUCUCGGAUUUUCCCACGGGGCACGGUACUAUUCAUUCCGCUCCUGCAAUAAGAAAAUGCGAGUGGGUAGAUAUCUCUGAUCCUGGGGGAGAGGAGGACGGUGAAGAGGCGCACCAAAAUCUUCCACGUAGUUGGUGGAAAGCGAGCGCUUUUAGCAGUCCUCUUGAAGCCUUAAACGAGCCCGUCGAUGAAGAAAUCCUAAGAGGAAAUGACACUGCUUACAAGCACUCCGAGGACCUUUGCAAGCUCUUAAAUGCUCCUAGUUACCAAGCAAUUGAUAGCAUCCCUGGUGUUGGUCAGAGCUGGUGCAGGAUUAAGCUUCCCGUUGUUACCUUCCGAGGUCCUUGGCAAGAUAUACCUAACCCCGACGAAGAUGCUAUGAGUGGGAAAUACUAUGGGCAGAUUCUGUAUUCCUGGACCCCGUCAAAACGCCCGCCAAUUCAACCCAACCUCCCUGGUCUUACUGCCCUCUGUUUACCUGUAUCCAAUGGCACGGCGGCCAUGCCCGAAAGGCAUCAGCAGGUGGCCAAACCCUUGAGUAUCAUAGAGAGACGCAUGGCGAAGCAGAGGGCUGGAGUUCGUAAGAGUUCAAGGACGAAGAACCCAUCGUUAAAAAUGUAGCUUCUAAGGUGCAUUUUUUGCAAGAAUAUGCAGCGGGGGAUUGAAUUUUUUCUCAGACUCUCAAGGUUCAAGGGGGUAGAAUUAUCUUAGUCGAAAAUAAACCCUUUCGUUUAGAAAUCAAUUCUUUUUCCUCCCUUCCGUUGAAUCAGUGACAUUUCGGAGGAGAGAAAAGAGAAAAGAAAGAAAAGGGCCCGGUAUUCCUGGUGCCUUUGGUGCCUGCCGAAAUUUCUGGCAAUCUAAACCUCUCACGGUGAUUGUCGAAACCAGGAGAACGAUUAAGGGAUACCGCAACUCUUUCCUUCUUUUUUUUUUUUUUUUUUUUAAAGAAAUCCUACUAUUGGGCGAAUAACACUGGUUCUGUGGCCGUCCUGUAGCUCGCUAGAAUGAAGUUUAUUGAAGCCUAUUCGCUUACAUUGUUUUAUGCUCGGCGGAUUUUGUCGAGCAAUCCUUUGUAUCAUACUACCAAUACGAAAUGAUUGCAAAUGUGAAAAUCAAACAUAAGAGGCAGGGAGGCAAAGAAAAAAAAGAAAGAAAAAAGAAGUACUAUAGUAACAUAACUAUCCUAAAGCUCGCGGUCAAUGUCUCCGAAUCAUCUGCUGUACUAUUCUCAUCUCCUGAGCCACCCACUCUCCAACAACAGUCUACCUGUAUCCUAACCAAACUCUUACGAUAACUGCUACGGUAACUGUCCAGGCAAUAAGUCGUUCGAGGGAAAAGAUUAAAAAUAUGAGAAAGAUAAGAAAGAUGAAAAGAAAAAAAGAAAAAAAAAGAAGUGCUAAUUAAUUUGGCAAAUGUGUAAAGUAAGAAUGGAAAGGAAGUAAAAGCACAAAGACUUGAGAGCAAACGGAAUAUCCCCCCGGUUCGAGUAGCGGCCGCUUCCCCUCCGUUACCUCCUCUACCUAUCUAUCCAUCCAUUCCAUUGUUCGCUCCCCUCGCCUCUCGCUUUACUCCCCCCCUUCCCUUCUUAUUCUUAACCUCGGAUUUGGCUGCGAGGGGGACAAACGGCUCAAGUAUCCCCCUCCGGUUGGAACGCAAGAUCUAGGGCGAGGAAAAGGAGCGAGCAGAACAUAAUCGCUUUGAACCAAUCAGGAUGUGUGAUGGCUUCUGGAGCCUUUUGCUUGAGCGAUGCGGUCACUAGUUCCCCAUCCUGUUCAAUGAUGACGGGAAUGGGGAUCUGAUGAAUGAGUGGCUCUAGUGGUGUCUGUAGAGGUUAGUGUGUUGUAACUGUGGUGUCUGGAUUGGUGUAAGUCAUACUUUAACUUUCUCUAUGGCAAUGGAGGCGGUGGUUUGUUCAAGGGUACCAGGGGAUUCGCAAGGGAGAGUGGAAAAAUGAGGUUGUGGCGGUGGCGGUUGUGGGUGUGGGUGUGGCUCAGUGUUAGAUAUGUUCAUCUUUGCCUUGUUCUUCUUCCUGUGUUUGUGUUUUCUGGUGGCGGGUGGUUGGGGUUGUGUUUCGGGUGCGGAAUGGGUUUGCGCUGGGAGGUCUUCUACAUCGGUAGAUAUAUCUAUGCUGCUAAUUUUAGUAGAAGUAAUCUGGGCAGAAGAGCUAAUAGUUUCGCUUGUAGCAGUGACUUCAGGAUCUUCGGUUUGCACUCCGAAACUCCGAGUAGAAGCUAUUUCGAUGGCUUCAGUCUGGGAACUAGCAGUUGAGGUCUCUGUAACAAUCAAUUGAUCCUGGGCGGGCUCAGGGCAGACCUGAAUGCUAGAGUCCCGCACACUUAAUCUUGGGAUGAUGGUCUGGGCAUUGGUACCGGUCGCGGUAGUAUUCUGUGCUCCAACUUUUGCUUCUUUGUUAGCUUCCCCAUAACUCUCAUCACGAGGCUCCUCUCCCAUCC
Messenger RNA from Tuber aestivum (summer truffle), 4005 nucleotides. Lineage: Eukaryota; Fungi; Ascomycota; Pezizomycetes; Pezizales; Tuberaceae. The record is from the annotation of a GenBank genome assembly.